Messenger RNA from Rhododendron vialii, 2898 nucleotides. Its product is annotated as probable methionine--tRNA ligase. Gene Ontology annotation, cellular component: aminoacyl-tRNA synthetase multienzyme complex; cytosol. Bases 169 to 2610 code for a protein of 813 amino acids. Gene Ontology annotation, molecular function: ATP binding; tRNA binding; methionine-tRNA ligase activity. The record is from RefSeq and is a predicted model, not a curated record. Lineage: Eukaryota; Viridiplantae; Streptophyta; Magnoliopsida; Ericales; Ericaceae. The transcript is spliced from 17 exons. Gene Ontology annotation, biological process: methionyl-tRNA aminoacylation.
GGGAGAAUUUUCCAGAGGUUUGACUGUAGACUGAAGAGGCCUUUCACUGUCAUCUCUCUCUCUCUCUCUCUCUCUCUCUCUCUCUCUCUUCGAAUUACCCAACAAGCCAGGACAAUCUAAUAAACUAAGGUUACCUCUGAAGUUCAAAAAAACCCUAGAAUUUGAGACAUGGGGGACCUCUCAAGCGGCGGCGGCGAUCGGAAAGUGCCAAAACUUCCGAUACCGGGAAAGCGAAACAUCCUCAUAACGAGCGCCUUGCCUUACGUCAACAACGUCCCUCAUCUCGGCAACAUCAUCGGCUGUGUGUUGAGUGCUGAUGUUUAUGCACGGUACUGUCGGCUUCGUGGCUACAACACAAUAUACAUGUGUGGGACUGACGAGUACGGGACAGCCACUGAGACCAAGGCCUUGGAAGAGAAUUGCACGCCUCAACAGAUAUGUGACAAGUACCAUGCAAUUCAUAAGGAGGUCUACGACUGGUUCAACAUAAGUUUCGAUGAAUUUGGACGCACAUCAACUCCGCAACAGACUGAAGUCUGCCAAGCAAUCUUUAUGAAGCUGUUGGAGAAUAACUGGCUAUCUGAAAACACAAUGCAGCAGUUAUACUGUGAUACAUGCCAAAGGUUCCUAGCUGACCGACUUGUCGAGGGUGUGUGCCCAACACAAGGUUGUAAUUAUGAUUCUGCAAGAGGAGAUCAAUGCGAAAAGUGUGGAAAGCUAUUAAAUCCGACAGAACUACAAGAUCCUAAAUGCAAGGUCUGUCGAAACACACCACGCAUCCGGGAUACAAACCACUUGUUUCUUGAGCUGCCUUUGUUAAAGGACAAACUGGAAGAGUAUAUAAACCACGUGUCAGUGGCUGGGUCAUGGAGUCAGAAUGCUAUCCAAUCAACAAAUGCAUGGCUAAAAGAAGGGUUGAGACCUCGAUGUAUUACUCGAGAUUUGAAGUGGGGAGUUCCAGUUCCACAUGAUAACUUCAAGGAUAAGGUAUUUUAUGUCUGGUUUGAUGCACCUAUUGGAUAUGUCUCAAUCACAUCAUGCUACACAUCUGAGUGGGAGAAAUGGUGGAAGAAUCCUGAAAAUGUUGAGCUCUAUCAGUUCAUGGGCAAGGAUAAUGUGCCGUUCCACACUGUGAUGUUUCCGUCGACGCUUCUUGGGACUGGUGAAAAUUGGACUAUGUUGAAGACAAUAAGUGUUACUGAAUAUUUGAACUAUGAAGCUGGAAAGUUCUCAAAGAGUAAGGGCAUAGGUGUAUUUGGAAACGAUGCAAAAGAUACCAACAUUCCUGUGGAAGUAUGGAGAUAUUACUUGUUAACUAAUAGGCCAGAGGUGUCAGACACAUUGUUUACGUGGGCGGACUUGCAAGCAAAACUAAACAGCGAGUUGCUUAAUAAUUUAGGCAAUUUCAUCAAUAGAGUCUUGAGCUUUAUUGCCAAGGAUCCAGCUCUUGAAGACGGUAAAGGUGUUGGAUAUUGUUCUGUUAUUCCUGAAGCCCCAGGAGCCGAAUCACAUCCAUUAACGAAGACAUUUGGAGAAACAGUUGGUGAUUAUGUACAACAAUAUUUAGAAGCCAUGGAGAAGGUAAAACUGAAGCUAGGAUUGAAGAUUGCAAUGGCUAUCUCGGGUGAGGGAAAUGGUUAUCUGCAAGAGAGCAAAUUUUGGAAGCUUUACAAGGAGGACUAUCAUUCCUGUUCGGUAGUUAUGAAGACUGCAGCGGGGCUAGUAUAUCUCCUUGCAUGUCUCUUAGAACCUUUUAUGCCAUCUUUUUCCCUUGAGGUACUUAAGCAGCUGAAUUUGCCUCCUGAAACACAAGUUUUGCUUUCUGACGAAAAAGGAGAUAUUGAGAGGGCAAGGAGACCCUGGGAGUUCUUACCUGCUGGUCAUAAAAUUGGAACGCCAGAACCAUUGUUCAAGGAACUGACAGACGAAGAAGUAGAGUUGUUUAGACAGAAGUUUGCUGGAAGUCAAGCUGAUAGGAUUCUUAAGGCCGAAGCUGAAGCCAAAGAGCUCGUUGAGAAAUUACAAAAAACAGAAGUUUCAGAUGGACGGGUUAAGAAGCAACGGCCAACUAAAUCUGCUGCUGAAGCCAAACCUAAGGCCAGUGCUGAAGCAGAAAUUUCCAUUUGUAGACUUGAUAUUCGGGUUGGUCUUAUAACGAAAGCUCAGAAACAUCCUGAUGCCGACUCUCUAUAUGUUGAAGAGAUUGAUGUGGGUGAAGGACAACCUCGAACUGUGGUUAGCGGACUUGUGAAGUAUAUUCCACUCGAAGACAUGCAGAAUCGGAAGGUAUGUGUUCUUUGCAACUUGAAGCCAGCAACCAUGCGGGGUAUAAAAUCGCAAGCAAUGGUCCUUGCUGCGACCAGCAGUGAUCACUCUAAAGUUGAAUUGGUUGAGCCACCCCAAUCUGCACAUGUUGGAGAGAGAGUAACAUUUCCUGGGUUUGAAGGUAGUCCUGAUGACGUUUUAAACCCAAAGAAGAAGGUAUGGGAAACAGUUCAAUUGGAUCUUCACACUGACAAGGAGCUCGUUGCUUGCUACAAAGAUGUACCAUUCAGUACAUCGGCAGGGGUGUGCAAGGUUUCAUCCAUUUGUGGCGGCACAAUAAGGUAGGGGGCAGACCGAUCUAUCUGCAUAUUUCAGCUGAUUCCAGGAAGGAAAGAAGAAAUUAUCAAGGAGUUUUUAACCUUUUGCUCCUCUCCGUGUGUCCCAGUAGUUAUGUCUCUGAAAUACUUAAUAGAAGCCCCCUUAAUAUUGAGUGAAUAUAAGGACCGUUUGAGAGUUUUUCCAGCUCUUGAAUGUUACUUGCAAUCGCGAUUGCUUGAAUUUGGGAUUGCAAAUUUUGUACGACUGUCUCAGAACCAUUCAUUUUUUCUUGAAAUAUAGAAUUUUCUAUGAUCA